CUGGAGAUGUUAGUGAUACGUUGAACGUAAAACAUGAGACGCGAUGUGCGUUCGACAUUUUCGAGAAAAUAUGUGGAUUAUCGUAAAAUGUGAUAAUCCGCGAUUGCGAGGACAUGUUAAAAUAAAUAUACAGAUGUGUGAGAAAUAGGAUAAUAAUGAAUAUGGACAUUGAAAUGGUUUAAUUCAAACUUUUAAUCAGUUUUAUUUACGCAGUUGAUGAACCAACGCCAUUUUGUGACCACUUACUAAGAAGUAAACAUCAAACUUUCUAAUUGUGUUUAUAAGUAGCGUGAGGCAGUGGUUUUGGAAUAAGACCGAAUAAACAUUGGACAUUUAAUUUAUUAACAUUUUUUUCAUAAGGACCUAUUAUUUAAAUUAAUACGCUACACUCAAUUGAUGCACUAUUUUUCGCGCCAAUUCGAUGCACCUGGUACAUCUGUUCAUCCAAGAAACAGCUGUCCAGCCACUGUUAAUGCAGAAUUCUUAUCAUUUAUUUGUCAAUUGUUGACUAUAAAUUUCGUAAGAACUAUGCAAGGUUUUGACAGUAAACGACUCCGCCUGUGAGUCUUAUCACAAGGAAUGAUAUUCUCUUUGACACCUGUGGAUGUCAGAUAAACAGAAAAAUGUCCGGUGACUCAGGAUGGAACGCAGUAAUCCAUCAUCCAUCGGAGCUCGAGCUUCAAAACUGGAACUGGGACGAAAACGAUGGAGAGCCCGAGAGAGAGUUACCUUCCACCGUGGAUAUGGAUGCCAUAAAAGAUGGUGGAAAUUGGAAUCCAGCAACUGGUACCAACGAAACUGAUUCCAUUGAUUCUGAAGAAGAUUCUGAUUCAGAUGACGAGAGUUCUGGUGGAUCAGAUGGUAGUUGUUCUUAUUCAGACUCUGAUUCUGACGACGAGAGCAGUGGUGAUGAAGAGUGUGAUGAUUCUGAUUCCAAUUCCGAUUGUUCAUCUGAUCAUAGUGAGCAAACAUUUGCUAUUCGAGAAACUAAUUUUGAGCAGGGUGCGUUGAAGUUAAAAAUAAGCAUGAAAGCACAAAAAAAAGAAGAAAUAGAUAAAAUUAAAUGUGAUAAACCGAAAAAAAUAGUCCCACGAAAAUCAAAAGUAGCAUAUAAUGCGAAAACAUCUGAAUGUACGUCAGAUGACUCAGACUCGUCGGCAGGUCCGACGCCGAUGAAUCAACAAAUUCCAGUGUCAUCUCAAUCACAACAGCCACAAGCACCGUUGCAAGAAAUUAAUCAAGAUCAUUUAACAGCUAUACUUCCAGAGCAAGAAGAUCCACCUUUCGAUGGCUUUGAAGAUUCCGAAAGUGGUCGUUUAGUGUCAAAAGCUAUUGAAAGAAUGUCUUUAAGUGCUGAUUCGGACUCAAGUGAAAACACUGAUCAAAAUCCAGUGCCUGUUUACAGUUCAACACUUCUCCAGCAAUUUGUUGAGAAAACAGCGUUGUUAUCAGAGCCACGUAAAAGACGUAGUAAAGCAGUCAAAAAAGCAGAGUCGGAGUAUUCAUGUAUAUCGAAUGUUUCUCCCGAUUCUGGUAUUCAGUCUGUUGAUAAUAGUCCUUUGCAUCUGACAACGACUCCUGCUAGUCCACCAGUAACUUCUCAAUCACCAGUACAAACUGCUUUGUCUAAACCAGCUGUGAAUGUAGACAGAGUUUUAUAUCCACCAAAAAGAAAACCCGGAAGGCCUGCAAAAAUGGCAUCAACUCAACCACGAGGUCCUGGAAGGCCAAGAUUAAAGCCUGAAGUAGUGGAAACAAUUGUCAAGAUUGAAAGAAACUCUAGAAGUCCUGUAGUCAAUAAAGAAGUCGCUAAAAAAGAUGUUAGUUCUACAAAUAAACGUGGCAAGCCAUCAACAAAAAAUACGAAACUAGCUACUCCAGCAAGUAAAGAAGAGCCUACGCGGAAUCAAAGGUUAAAAAACAAAAAAUCCAAUGCCGAGUCGUUACAAACCUCAAGUAAAACUUGCUCUACUGAUAAAAAUUCUCCAACUGAAGAAAAGUGCCUGAAUAAAUCUAAUGUAAAGAAAGUAUCUAAGGAGAUUAAAACGUGUGAGCAAGCUUGUAAGAGAGUACGGCAAGAUAAAUCUGUAGAAUCAAAUAAAAGUACGUCACCGUUGAGACAAAAAUCAAGUAAUGACCAAGGUUCAAGCGAGGAUAAAAUGAUUAGUAGUAGUAGAAAAAGCUCGAAAGAAAAUCGAAUUGAAACUUCUCCAACAAAUAAAAAACAAAAUACAACUAAAAAAGCAAUACUUCCGACACCGAGGCGCGUUUUGAAGGAAAACAAAAGUACCAAAAAGCCAUCUGAAACGAAUGUCGUUGGUGUUCAAACAGUCAUAUCAGUUCCAGUUGAUUUAAAGCCUGAAAAUAUUGAAAUAAAUAAUGAAAAAUGUGAUCCAGUGGCUCCGCCAUUAUCCAAUCAAAAUCAAAAACAUCAUCAUCAUCAUCACCAUCAUCAUCAUAAACACAGGCGGCGAGUCGUAACACCACCUAAAAAACCCAUACGUGUUGAUCCAACAGUAGUUGAAGAGCUCGAAAAACUUACUGAAGAGUUUAGUAAGCUAUGUAGUCUUGGUAAAAGUAAUAACAAUUCAACUUCCGAUUUACCGCAGAUUUUUAGGGUAAAGAAAAUUACGAAGAAGAGAAAAGGUGCAGAUGCAAAUACAAAUGAUGACCAAAAAUUAAAGAGAAGAGUUAAAAAGGAUAAAGUAACUUCUAAUGGAGAUUUAAAAAGUAAUCAAAGUUCUAAUACUCCUUCAAAUCCUAAUGAACAAAGGCUUCCACUUAAAAAGCGUCAUUAUCACUUAUCAAGUCCACAUAGUUCACAAAGUUCCAAUGCUAGUUCUACUGACACAAAUCCAAAUGAGUCAAACUCAAUGGAGAGCCAUAUCGAAGAGGCAAUUGAAGCAACAAUUGAAAGGUAUAGCGGAAGUCCAGGAAGUUCACAAAAGGACAACGAUUCUGUGGCUUUAAAGAAGAGGUUAAGAGAUGCUGAAGCUAGUGUAGAUUCAGAAGGAAGUGAGAGCUCUGAGGGUGAAGAGAAAACUUUAAAUCGAUCGGAACCGCCUCGUAGAAAGAAAAAAAUUGUAAGAGAUCUUCGUGUGACAGUAACAAAGUUAGUUACGCCAGAGAAUCAAUCUACAAGUAGUGUUGAUAAAGUGGAUAGAACAACAAACGAAAAAAGUUUGAAAAGCCAUACAGAUAAAAAUACGAAGACUGAGAAAAUAUUAUCUGAUAAACAGUUAAAGACAGACAAGAAUGAGCAACCGGAAAAGGAGCAUAAAAAAUCAACAGUUGAUAAAAAUGAGAAAAAUAAUACAGCUAUAAAAGAUGGAGAAAAUAAAAAUGUUAUUCCAGAACGAAAAGAGACUGUUGCGAACGUUCCAAAUCCUAUUAAUCCAAUGGCAGCGUUGAUUUUGACAAAGAAAAAAAUACGAAGAAGAAAAGCAAUUAAUCGAACUGGUUUUCCAACACUAAAGAAAAAGAAAAAGAAGAAAUUAAAUACAGCACCUGAGUCUAAUGAUAAUGAGCCAGAAAAAUUAACCCGAGUACCACGUGUGGAAAUUUCUACUACAGAAUUAGAUAUAUCUAAAGUAGAUGAAAAAUCUGUACUCUCUGAGAGUGAUGUAAACACGGUUCUACCGAUUUUAGAUGAAAAAAGUAGAGAUAGCGAUGAUGAAAAAACAGAUCCUCAUGAAUUUAAAGAUUUUCAUGAAUUAUCUUGUAAUAGUUUCUCAGAUGAUUUCGUAGACUCUUGCUCUGGAUCAUUGAGAGUUCGGAAGGAUUUAGUUGAAUGCGAUGGUACUAAGCCUUGUGACAAACUUUGUCCAGUAAAGUUUGAAAAAAUUCAAGACUCAAGAAUGUAUGAUGAAAAUGCAACUCUUGAAGAAUCCCUAGAGCGUUACAAUCAGAGUCAGCGAAUAGCUGAGUUGAGUGAAGAAAAUGUAAAGAAACUUGAACGUACUAACUCCCAGUCUAGUAUAAAAAUGGAUCUGGGCUGUCUCAAUAAUAACCAUAAAAGAAGAAGAGGCUCUACUAGUCCAUGUAAUUUAACUUUAAAAAGCAUCAAGAGGCUAAAAAAUGCUGGCUAUGACACAGAAAGUGAUGCAGUACCUAGCAGUGAUGUUGCCAGUGAUGAACCUGAAAUAGGAAAACAACAAGGAUCUUCUCAUUCUCGAAAAAAACAACCAAGAUGGAAGAAACGUUAUCUUCAAGCUGGAUUAUUUUCUGAUUACUAUAAAGAAGAUGAACCCAGAAAAGUAUCUACCAACGAUGGUGUUGGAAAAAAUAAACUUACUUAUGAUCCUGCUGAGCAUCCCCAUGGCUUAUUACCACCUCCAUAUCAUUGCGGAAAAUUUUUACGACAAAGAAAAAUCCCGUUCCAAUUACCCUACGACCUUUGGUGGUUACACACGCACUCCAGAUUACCUGGAAGAGAUUUAGUACCAUCUUGGAAUUAUAGAAAAAUUCGUUCUAACGUUUAUUAUGAUGUCAAACCAACGACACUUUAUGAAGCACAGGCUUGUGAAUGUAAACCAGAGAGUGGAUGUGGCGAUGAUUGUAUUAAUAGGAUGGUAUUUAGUGAAUGUUCACCUCAAAUGUGUCCUUGUGGUGAGAAAUGUGAAAACCAAAAAAUCCAAAAACACGAAUGGAUUCCAAAUCUGCAGAGAUUCAUGACAGAGAAUAAAGGCUGGGGAGUAAGAACCAAAGGCUCGAUAAAAAUGGGCUCGUUUAUUUUAGAAUAUGUUGGAGAAGUUGUCUCAGAAAGAGAAUUUAAGUCGAGAAUGGCUACAAGAUAUGCUAACGAUACACAUCAUUACUGUCUUCAUUUAGACGGAGGUUUGGUUAUUGAUGGCCAUCGAAUGGGAGGUGAUGGGCGAUUUGUUAAUCAUUCAUGCGAGCCUAAUUGUGAAAUGCAGAAAUGGAGUGUCCACGGAUUACCAAGAAUGGCUCUCUUUGCAUCCAGAGACAUAAAAGCCGGUGAAGAGCUGACUUAUGAUUACAACUUUGCUUUAUUUAAUCCAUCAGAAGGUCAAGUAUGCAGAUGUGGUAGUAGUGCUUGCAGAGGAGUUAUUGGAGGUAAAAGUCAAAGAGUAGCCAGACCACCUGCACCAAUACCAUCUCAAUUAGAAAAUCAAGAACGUAGAUCAGUUGGUAGACCUCGAAAAAAUGUCCGCAAAUCAAACAUGCUUCAAUCAGUUGCCAAAGGUUUAUGUAAAACACGUAAAGUGGGAGAUUCCAACUUGAUGAGUACUCCAUUAAUAAAACCAAUGUCACAACAACAACGAUACUUUGCCCAACAGCAUCAUUGUUUCUUAUUAAGAAAUCUAGAAAAGGUAAAAAGAAUGAAAACUCCAAUAAAUCAAGUACAAAAUCAAAUUGGAAAGAAUAAAGAGAAAGUGGCUCCUGCAACGAAAGAAAAGCCUUGUAAUGACUCCAAAACUCAAUCUGAUGCUUUUCUUUCACAAUUGACAGCUUUAACUAAUAAUGCUUCGAGGACUGUAAGAACUAGAAGGUUGGCACAAGCUCAAGAUGAUCCAGAAGUAAAUAAAACAGCUAAAUUGGCCAAAGUUUUGAAGGAUUUAUACAAUGUAGUUGCCACUGCUAAUGAUGAAAAUGGAGAAUUACUUUGUAUACCAUUUAUAACUUUGCCAGCAAAAAGAAAACUUCCAGAAUAUUACGAAAAAGUACAAGAUCCAAUUGAUUUGACAAUUAUGGAUCAAGCAAUUGGAACUGGUCAUUACAAGACUGCAGAACAGUUCGACCAAGAUAUGAUAAAAUUGUUUGACAAUAAUGUAAAAUUUUUCGGUAGAACUUCAGAGAUAGGAAUAGCUGCGGCUAGAUUGAGAAAACUUUAUUUAGGUAGUAAAGUCAAUUUCAUUGAAGCUAUCACAGAAGCAACGGGCGCACCACCUGCUCAACGCUUCCUCCCGCCGCAGGGAUCAACAGCUGGCGAGGAAGACGUUAUCAGAUGCAUAUGUGGACUUCAUAGAGAUGAGGGUUUAAUGAUUCAAUGUGAGCGAUGUUUGGUUUGGCAACACUGCGACUGCGUUAAAGCUGAUACAAGUAUCGAAUCUUACUUGUGUGAGAGGUGUCAACCACGACCUGUUGAUCUCGAGAUUCCUCUUGAAGGCGAAGAAGAAGAGAAGGGUAAGAAACACUAUGUGACACUAAUGCGUGGAGAUUUACAAUUAAGACAAGGCGAUACAGUUUAUGUUCUUCGAGAUACUCCAGAAAAGCACACUUAUAAAACUAUCCAGAAGUUUGAUUAUGAACAGAUGGAUAUCUUCAGAAUUGAAAGACUCUGGAAAAACCCUGAGGGUGAACGAUUUGUCUUUGGUCACCAUUAUUUAAGACCACAUGAAACUUACCAUGAACCUACCAGAAAAUUCUACGAAAACGAAGUUGUCUGUGCUCCUCUUUAUGAAGCUGUUCCUUGCGAUUUAGUUGCUGAGAGAUGUUGGGUGCUUGAUCCACAUACGUACUGUAAAGGUAGACCAGUUGGUGCUACUGCUGAACAUACUUAUGUUUGUGAAUAUCGAGUAGAUCGAGCCGCCAGGCUUUUUACUAAAGUUGCCCGAUCACGUCAUCAAGUCUGUACUAAGCCUUAUGCUUUCGAAACAUUUCCUCAACGUAUCAAACAUUAUCGUACUUAUUUGCCUCAUAGUCUAGAAAGUAUUCAAGCAAUCAAAGCAAUGCGAGAAAAGAAAAAGAACUCUUCAAAUGCAGACAGUGAUCAUAAUCAUAAAACGGAGAGCGAUUCAACUAAGGUUAAUGGAAAAGAUCAAUCAAAGACUCUUGGGAAAAAUAGACAUAAACCUUGUGAUAACCAUUCCUCUAUUACUCCUAUAGUGUCACCAGCACAGAGAGAAGAGCAACGUAAGAGAUUGAAUCGCAUACUGAAAAACCUACUGCAACGAAUGCCGAAUAAAAAAGAUCCUCUUGAUCUUUCAUUCUUAUUAGAACGAAAUCGAAGAAAUCGUAAACGACCCAGUGGCUGUAAACAGUGACAACGGAUUACAAGUACGCGAAAAAAUGCGCAACAUGUAUCGAUGUAAGUAAAAAUAUAUGAGAAUACCGGGAUUUAUUGGUAAAUUAAUGGUUGAUUAGAUUUAUUGAUAAAACCCCAUUUUCAAAUCAUCAUUGGCAUUAAUAUAUAUAUAAAUAUAUUCUACUACUACUAUAGAUUACUUUUAGACAAACAAAUAUUGUAUACUCUUUUUCCACAAAGCUAUCCCGUCCAUUCAGCUUAUUAUGGCUUCCUGUCAUUUUGUAGUUGAUAUUACAUGUUGGGGCGUUAUCAAUUUGUUUAAACACAUUUUUAAUAUAUUUUAAAUAUAUUUUAAAUAAUAUAUUACUAAACGAUCAAAAUUCAAUAUACUUGAAUUUAAGUACCUUGGCUCUAUUCGUAUCUAUUUAGAUUAAUAAUGAGUGAAAAUGAUAAAUUAUUGCCCCCCAGGGUGUUUCUUGUACUUUUUUGAAUGAAUUAUAAAUUAUAAUAAUAUAUAAAUUAGUAGUUUAGGCAUGGUAGGCUUGAUCAAUAAAUGAAUCGAUAAUAAUAAAAUGUUUAAAAGAUCAUGACAGGGUACGUUUCCCUGAUCAACUGGAUACAUUUCAAAAUUUGUACAGAGUUAAUUGUAAAUUAUUUGAAUUCUUAGAAACGUUGUUAAGUCCGAAUAGUUGAUUGUACAAAUUAUAAAAUUACGUGCGUAUGUAAACGCACUUGGAGCUUUGUUGCACAAAAGGAAAUAUAUUUUUCAUAACCCCGGUGUUAUCAAAAGUAAUUGUAAAGUAGAAUGUAAUCAGCAGAUGAAAUUUUACAAAUGUAUUUAAAUUAUUAUUAUGAUUAUUAUUAUUAUUAUAAUUAUGUUUUAUUAUAUUAUUAAUUCAUCAUAUUAUUAUGAUUGGCCUUUAUUCAGCAUUUGAUUGCUGACAAUCUUCAAUGAAUCAUUGUAAAUAUUUUUAUCAUCGAAUAUUUAUUAUUAAUAUUAUAUUCUUACAUUUACACGUUGUGAAAAAGUGAUAUUUUCAACACAUAACUCACCGAAUGAAUUGCACUUGCCUGUAUGUCAGAUCAGUACUAUUCUCUCAUUAUUAUCAUUAAUAUGAUCAUUACUAUUAUUGACGAUUGUUUUAAUUAACUUUUAACGAUGAAAAAAAAAUACAUUAUCACUACAGAAUGUAUCAAAAAUCUAUUACAGAUAUAACAUGAACAAAACAUUUAUUAAUCAAUUGUUUUAUCUUAUAAAUCAUGUCUAUAUGCGAUUAAUUUAUUGGUAAAAAUUUUUUAAUUAAAUUAAUGAAAUUUAAUAUAAAAAGGGUUUAAUGGAUUAAUAAAAUUUUAUUAUUCAAUUUAUAUUUCUGUUUUAUACAAUUUCAAGUUCCAUGUUAGAGCUUAUUCGUACCUCAUUUAUCCAUAUGGGACAAUUGUUUAUUUUAAGGCUUUUUAAGUAUUAAAAUAGUUUUUUAAUAAUUAAUUGAAAUAUCCUAAGUGAUACUAAUCAGU
Molecule: messenger RNA, 8503 nt
Organism: Chelonus insularis
Lineage: Eukaryota; Metazoa; Arthropoda; Insecta; Hymenoptera; Braconidae
Gene: ash1
Product: histone-lysine N-methyltransferase ash1
Exons: 4
Coding region: 624-7007 (2127 amino acids)
Biological process (GO): regulation of DNA-templated transcription
Cellular component (GO): nucleoplasm; nucleus
Molecular function (GO): DNA binding; histone H3K4 methyltransferase activity; chromatin binding
Source: RefSeq, a predicted model, not a curated record